This is a messenger RNA of Hypanus sabinus (Atlantic stingray), 2507 nucleotides long. It is a transcript of the gene wdr1, whose product is annotated as WD repeat domain 1. Gene Ontology annotation, biological process: positive regulation of actin filament depolymerization; sarcomere organization; locomotion. Gene Ontology annotation, molecular function: actin filament binding. The record is from RefSeq and is a predicted model, not a curated record. Lineage: Eukaryota; Metazoa; Chordata; Chondrichthyes; Myliobatiformes; Dasyatidae. The coding region runs from base 150 to 1976 and encodes 608 amino acids. Gene Ontology annotation, cellular component: cortical actin cytoskeleton. The transcript is spliced from 15 exons.
CUCUGCAAACUUGCGGGGAGGGAAAGCCGGCCAGCGACGUGGAGUGGAGUGGAGUGGUCGUUGCAGAGUAAAGGAGCGCGUUAGCGGCGGAUAGCGCUACUCUUCCCUUCUGCUGUGUUCCGGGCCGGCGAGCGGCUGAUCGUGUGACGAUGCCUUACGAGCUGAGUAAAGUGUUUGCUUGCCUCCCUCAAGUGGAAAGAGGAGUUUCAAAAGUUCUUGGAAGUGAUCCUAAAGGAAUCAACUUUCUUUACACCAAUAACAAAAGUGUCAUCAUAAGGAACAUCGAGAAUCCAGGAAUUGCGGAUAUAUUUACUGAACAUGCUCGUCAAGUUCAAGUUGCCCAGUAUUCACCCAGUGGAUAUUACAUUGCUUCAGGGGAUAUUUCUGGAAAAAUUAAAAUUUGGGAUACUACCCAGAAGGAACAUUUGGUCAAAUAUGAAUACCAACCAUUCUGCGGCACAAUCAAAGAUAUAUGUUGGUCUUCAGAUAAUCAAAGGGUUGGAGUUGCUGGAGAAGGCAAGGAAAAGAAUGCUGUAGUCUUACAAUGGGAUACAGGAACUUCAUCUGGGAACGUGACAGGACAUAGCAAAGUCAUAAACAGCAUCUCUCUUAAACCAAGUCGCCCAUUCCGUGCUGUGACUGGUAGUGAUGAUUAUUGCUGUGUGUUCUAUGAAGCAUAUCCUGUGAAGUUCAAGUUUACAAUCAAUAGCCACUCAAAGUUCGUUAACUGUGUGCGAUACUCUCCUAAGGGAAAAUUGUUUGCUUCAGCUGGUGCGGAUGGGAAGAUUUUUCUCUAUGAUGGGAAAGAUGCAACUCAGUUAAGUUCUCUUGGACAUGAUGAGGCCCACAGUGGAGGUAUAUAUGCUAUUAGUUGGAGUGAUGAUGAAAAAUAUCUCCUUUCUGCCUCUGGUGAUAAGACUGUUAAACUAUGGGAUGUUGAAGCCAAUACUGCAGUGACAACAUUUAACAUGGGAUCUGAUAUACUGGACCAACAAUUAGGUUGCAUGUGGCACCCAAAAUAUCUGCUGAGUAUUUCACUUUCUGGAUAUAUCAACUAUCUGGAUACAGCAAAUCCCAACAAACCUCUCCGUGUUAUCAAGGGACACUCCAAGUCAAUUCAGUCUUUGACUGUUCACACUGAUGAUGGGAAGCAAUCUAUUUACUCGGGCAGCCAUGAUGGUCAUUUAACUUACUGGGAUGCUCCAUCUGGAGAGAAUGAUGCUUUUUCAGGGAAAGGCCAUACCAAUAUGGUAUCAUCUAUGAUGAUCAAUGAUGCAGGUGAAAUUGUCAGUUGUGGUAUGGAUGAUACUGUGCGUUACACCAAAUUGAUCAACAAAGAGUACAAUGCUGAAAAUACAGUAAAGCUGGAUAUCCAACCCAAGAAAUUAGCAGUUGGCCCUGGUGACUAUACAGUGGUUACUUGUAUUAACCAGAUUAUACUUCUGAAGAACAAGAAGAAAGUUUUUACUGUUGAAAAUCCUGGUUACGACCCAGAAUCUGUGUCAAUUCAUCCUGGAGGAGUAACUGUGGCUGUUGGAGGAAAUGAUAACAAAGUACACCUAUAUUCUAUUGAAGGAAACACAUUGCAGAAAAAUGAAAAAGUUUUGGAGCUUGAUAACAGAGCACUUGUUAUUGAUCUAUCUUAUUCACGUGAUGGUGCAACCCUUGCUGUCUGUUCUGGAAAUAAAAUAACAACAUUCACGGUUGGAGAUGAUUAUAAGCAAGCAGAUGAAUUCUAUGGCCAUCAUGCUAAAAUUAUCUGUAUCGGAUGGUCUCCAGACAAUGAGCACUUUGCAACUGGUGGAAUGGAUGGAUUGGUCUUUGUUUGGAAUCUGGAGGAUUCAACUAGAAAAAUCAAAAUCCCAGAUUCUCAUCGAUUGUAUCAUGUUGCCUGUGUUGCUUGGAUAGAUGAACAUACUUUGGUGACAACAUCCCAUGAUGCUUCUGUAAAGCAGUGGACCAUCACCUACAACUGAACAAGCUGGUAUAUCUUGGGAGGGUACCUAGAAUUUCAAGGACUAGGGUUGCUGCUGUAGAAACUUAGUGUGGAGCAAAAUAUUUCUUUGCCCAGUGGGCCCACAUCACAAUCUCAGUUCUAAUAUACUAUGUUUGGAAAGCUUUAGCAGACGUAAAUUUGCACGCAUAAAGCACUUGUUAACAUAAUCUCUGGAGUUUAGUCUUGUAUGUUCAACAUUCCAGAGGCAACAGCCUUAUUUUUAUUCCUAUCACCCCUACUUGCAGCUUUCUUUUUGUUGAAGACCAGAUUCAUGACGUAUUGAAUUAAAUUGACAGUGUCAAACUACAACUGAAGAAUAUUUCUGUAUAGUGGCAAGAUAAUUAAUGUGUGAUUGGAAUUGAUGCAAGUGCAGCUACUGUAUAUUGUACAUGUUAUUUCUUUUGCUUUUGAAAUCUGUACUGCACAUUUAUUGCCUCAAAUGUUCUCCAGAUCAGAAAAAUACCUAAUAAACUUUUUAAUGCUUUAAGAAUUCAACAAUUGGAGUACUUGA